CACACGUUGGCGCGUGGGCGUAGUUUGGGGCUAGUACUCGCGUGUCCGGUCAACUUCUGGUACGCGCCCACAGUGCACGUGCAGGGAAGCUUAUUUAAACACAUGCACGCACACUCUGCGUUGUAGACGAGAGUCGUGCGCAGAUUUCUGCAUCACCCGGAAACGCUUGGAACCUCUCAACGGGUAUGUAGUUGACGCGGGUCGUUGCGGCGUCAGUGGAUAGUCCGGUUCUUGCGGUUCGGGGCGGAGAGGCCAUCAGGAUGACGCGGCUUUGGGCUGCACUUCACUGGGUCACCGUGGCGCUUGUAUACCGGGCCCUUGCUCAGUACUCCAGCGACCAGUGUAGCUGGCGAGGAAGCGGUCUGAGCCACGAGUGGCAUCGCAGAGAUGUGGAGCAGGUCUACUUACGCUGCUCCCGCGGCUCGCUGGAGUGGCUGUACCCCACCGGCGCCAUCAUCGUCAACCUGCGCCCAAACACAGAACCCUCAUCUGCAAAUGGGGCGAGGCUCCACGUGUGCAUCAAACCUGAGCUUCACUCGCGGGGUUCUCACUUGUAUUUGGAGCGCACUGGUGAUCUGAGACUGCUGAUGGCCGAGAGCGAACAUCCUCAGAGAAAAGUCCGUUGUUUCAACCUCGCCGAUGGAGCUCUGUUUGUGGAGGCCGUCCCCCAGGCAGACAUCAGCCGGAGGAUCACUGCUUUCCAGUACGAGCUGGUGUCCGGCCGAGGUCCCGGGGCGCACUUGUACCCACACCUUAACCCUGCCUUGGUCAAAUGUGAACCGUGUUCAGAUGAAGAAGUCCUCAUGGCUGUGUGCACCAGUGACUUCGCGGGCAGUGGCACCUUUCAAGGUGUGCUGUCGACCACUGACAAACACCGCCAGGCCGCGUUGACUCUGAGUCGGCUCUUCCGCCAGAAGAACGGGCUUUUUGCUGGUGCCGGGGCCAGAGGGCGGCGUUGGACGGGGCGUGUCAACAUUUCCAGAAAGUGUGGCGUUCCCCGUGGAAGAGAUGAGUACCUUGUGACCGGCUCGGUCCAUUUUGGGGAGGCGUGGCUUGGAUGCGCACCGCGCUACAAGGACUUUCUGAGGCUUUACGGCACAGCAGAGAGAACAGGAAGCAACCCUUGUCACAUCGACACUGACUGACGGAAUGGAAAGUGAAGCAGCCUGAAAGCUAGAGAGUGGACAUCAUUUUCAGUCCAUCGCAGAGAUGGGCCAAAGAGCAUGUGCGGGGUCUACAAGCUUAUAUUGUUGCUGUGCAGCAAAACUGUAAACAAGUGACCUCUGCCAAAGCUUUGUCACCUAGAACUUGAGCGACAAGGUGGCAAAGUGAUGUUUCAAGGUUAAAUUAAGUCCAAUUCGGCGAGAUUGACAACAAGAUAGCACUGGUGUGUCCUGUCAUGAAGUGCCACUUGAUACAUGCUGUAAAUUAGGUUAUAGUGUGAGGGCUAGUUUUAAGGUCGUCCGAGUUGGCUGAUCUACGCUGACUUCUUUUUGCCGUACUGAAGCAUUGAAGAGACGUCUGCUGUUAUCGUCACUACCAAUCUAAUCGAUUUGUAUGCACUCUGUGACGUAAUGGUCGUUGUACUAAGAUCAGUCUUUGUAAACCUUUAAAUGUCAGAAAGUGAGAUGUGAACAACUCGUUUGUUUGAAACAGCUACAAACGUUUUAUGGAUUUUCCUCAAGAUGAUGCAUUGUUUUUUUUAUCAUUCUUGAAAUGAAAGUUUGCUUUGUAAAAAGCUGUGUUUGAAAAAAAAAAAAGGAUCUUCUUGCAGAAGUGUACAAAAUGCAGCUCUGUGAGUCUUUAUAUAGAGUAUACGUUAUGCUAAUUUGCUAUUGUGUUUUGCAAAGUGUAUAUAUUUACAGAAAAUAAAGUUUGUUAAUUGA
Syngnathoides biaculeatus (alligator pipefish) is the source of this 1886-nucleotide messenger RNA. It is a transcript of the gene metrnlb, whose product is annotated as meteorin like, glial cell differentiation regulator b. Gene Ontology annotation, biological process: positive regulation of brown fat cell differentiation; energy homeostasis. Bases 261 to 1145 code for a protein of 294 amino acids. Gene Ontology annotation, molecular function: hormone activity. The transcript is spliced from 5 exons. Lineage: Eukaryota; Metazoa; Chordata; Actinopteri; Syngnathiformes; Syngnathidae. The record is from RefSeq and is a predicted model, not a curated record.